GUACCCGGAAGUGGAAAGUGCAUACAUCGUGUGGUAGAUUAACAACGAUUUCAAUAUCAUAAAAUCAAGCUUGUCACUUAAAAAGCGAAUUAUUAAACUCAUCCUUUAUUAACGCUUGAUUAAGCGCGGAAUGGCUGAUUUUCAUGCUCUUGUUAACUGAGGAAGAUGACCGUCAGAUGAUUUGACAGAAGUGAAGCCGGCGGAAGUAAGUGAGGGUCAGUCAGUUUCAGACACCUGCAUGUUACUGUUAGCAGAAACUCACGGGAAUCAAAGAUGUCGCGCUCUCGUUUAUAAAGCAAGACUGGUGUCAGAUCGGAUCCUCAAUGGCAGAUAAGGGAGACAGGAAGUUCUCUCCGCGAUACAGGAGACAGAAGGAAGCAGAUGAAGCGGAGAGCUGGAGGAGCCCGCUGGGACGUGACCAUGUGAGCCAUGAACGCAGUUACAGUCCUAAAACGAAGCGGGGUGAUGGGAAUAGAAGAGCCAAAGCCUCACUGUCGUACAGCUCUUCUGAGGGAAGGGUUUUUGGACAGAGUCCUUCACACCCGGACCGAUUUCAGAGGGGUUCGCCUGCUGAGCGGAGGAACUGGAGAGAACGAGGAGAUGGACCGAAACAAGACAGACUUGACAGCAUGCAGAGUUGGAGGGAGAAGAGCAAAAUGGUGUCGAUUGAAAGCUGCCUCACGAGACGGGAUGUUUUACAGCUGUGCUUGGAAGCCGAAGGCAGUGAUUGCGAACUUAAAGAGUCAAGCAUCAGCCUCCGGUUCAGAUGUGAUAAAUGUAGGGUGUACUGUGAAGACAUGUCUCCAGCUCUCUGUCACAUCAGAGAAAGAUCCCACAGGAAGAAAGCCAAGGAACUGCAGAAGCUGACGCUGCUGUUGAACAUACCGCCUCCUGGAAAAGCACAGUGUCAUUCAGUCAGCUCUGCACUGGAAAGUGUGGUCACUGAGUUUGGUUUGAAUGAUCAGGAUUUGAAACAACGCCAAAAUAUUCUUGCUCUCGUUCAGGAAGUCCUUCACCCUGUCCUUCCAGAAUGCCAAUUCAGGUUAUAUGGAUCUUCCUGCACCAAGUUCGGCUUCAAGGAUUCUGAUGUUAACAUUGAUGUGAAGUUUCCAUCCUAUUUCCAGCAUCCUGAUGUUCUUCUCGUGGCACAAGAGCAUCUCUCUAAAAGCGAUCUUUUUGUCAAUGUGGAGGGAGACUUCCAUAAGAGGAUGCCUGUAGUUGUGUGCCAGGAGAAAUCAAGUGGUCUGAUCUGCAAAAUCAGUGCAGGCAAUGAAAGUGCAUGCUUAACAACGGCAUAUUUGGCCGAGAUGGCGAGUCUGGAACCGCAGCUCAUCCCGCUGAUCAUAUGCUUUAGACACUGGGCUAAGACUUGUUGUGUAGACCAGAUGGAAGAAGGUGGACUUCCUUCCUACAGCUUUACCCUCAUGGUCAUCAGCUUCCUGCAGCGACGCAAGGAGCCUGUCUUACCUUCGUACCUAGAACACGUGGGUUUGCCCGUGAGUAAACUCAAGAGUUUCUCCUUAACCGGGGUUGAAAAAGGACACGUGCUUUGGGUAUAUGAUCAAACCUCAAACGAUUCAUCUCAAGAUAAAGACAAAGGCAUCAAGAAGGGAAAGGCUCCACUGGUUUUCAAAGGCCGAAGUCCUCCUGUGCAGCUGGGGAAGCUUUGGGUCGAGUUACUGCGAUAUUAUUCACUGGAAUUUCAAAUACCCGAGAAAGUCAUUAGCGUGCGCACGAACGGUGACGUGUGGCGUGAUCUUAAAGACUGGCCCAAAAAGAGGAUUGCAAUAGAAGAUCCAUUCGCCGUCCAGAGGAAUGUGGCUCGAACGUUGAAUAGUCAGACGAUGUUUGACUAUUUUUGGCAUUGUCUCAAAACAACUUACAAGUACUUUUCUUCUCCUUCAAAAAGCAAAGCUGGGAAAGUCCGUUCAAACAGUCAAAGUGACAAAUCUGUGAGUGGUGUGAAUCAUGUUGUAUCAGUGAAGAGAAGCACCAAAGUGCCAGCUGAGGAUUUGAACAGGUCCCAUGCAAGAUCCAGUCCGCACAGUACAGAAGAACUGGAAGACUCCGACUAUAUGAUUGAGCAGGAGGAUGAGGAAGAAGCCGACUCUGACAUGGACACUGAGGGUGAAGAUGAGGAAGAAGAUGAUGGCGAUGAUGACAUCGAGCUCGAUGAAUCUGGUCAUUCUGGCGAUGAGAUCUUCCCUUUUGACCGGGAGAUGAGUGACGAUGUGACGUCCGACGUAGGCGAUCCAGAGGAAGCAGCAUCUGUCCCAAACAAACCCAAAGCAGAGCUUACCAAAUCUGAAUCCCCUGUAGGAACACAGUCGGACCUUGAAGGCGUUCAUUAUGUCUUCACCAAGCGGGUUUUCAGUGAUGGCAAGUCCCCCAUUGUGAUAUGCAGCCUUUGUAAGAGUGAUGGACAUUCGAAACAGGAGUGUCCCGAGGACUUCAAGCGAGUGGAGUUAAAACGCCUUCCACCCAUGUCCCUAGACUUCCUGAAGAUCCUCAAUGAAGUCUGUGAGCAAUGCUACCGUGACUUUGCACCAGAUGAUGUGGAGGUGAAAGUCAGAGAAUACAUUUUACAAGAUUUUGAGACUUUCCUGAGAUGUCAAGUGCCAGGAGCCAAGUUGGCUUUGUUUGGUUCAUCCAAGAAUGGGUUUGGCUUUAAACAGAGUGACUUGGACAUCUGUAUGACUCUAGAAGGCCAGGACACAGCAGAGGGCUUGGACUUCAUGGCUGUUAUUGAGAGUCUAGUGAAAGCUCUACGGAAACACCAUGGCCUGAGAAACAUCCUACCUAUUACUACUGCAAAAGUCCCAAUUGUGAAGUUUUACCACACCAAAACUGGACUAGAGGGAGAUAUAAGCUUGUACAAUACACUGGCUUUGCACAACACACAGUUACUGGCAUCAUAUGCUGCAAUUGACGCUCGAGUGAAGAUCCUCUGCUACGUCAUGAAGGUGUUCUCCAAAGUGUGUGACAUUGGAGAUGCGUCUCGUGGUAGUCUUUCUUCGUAUGCUUACACUCUAAUGGUCCUUUUCUUCCUUCAACAAAGAAACCCGCCUGUCAUCCCAGUUCUCCAAGAGAUGUAUGAAGGGGAUAAGAAGCCAGUAGUUCUUGUAGAUGGCUGGGAUGUACAUUUCUUUAAGGAUUUGAAGAACUUGCAUAAAUACUGGCCGGAGUACAAGAAGAACAGGGAGUCUGUGGGGCAGCUGUGGCUUGGGCUGCUGCAGUUUUACACAGAGACAUUUGACUUCAAGGAGUCUGUCAUCUGCAUCCGCAGAAAAGAGCCUCUCACCACCUUCAAGAAGCAGUGGACCUCCAAACAUCUCGCCAUCGAGGAUCCCUUUGAUUUGAGUCAUAAUCUUGGAGCUGGACUCUCACGGAGAAUGGCAAGCUUCAUCAUGAAGGCCUUCAUCAACGCCCGCAGAGUUUUCGGCACCCCUGUCCGAGUCUUUCCCCCAGAGUAUCCAAAUAAAAUGGAGUACUUUUUUGACCCAGACGUGCUGACGGAGGGCAAGCUUGCACCCAAUGACCGCUGCUGCCGCAUUUGUGGGAAGAUUGGCCAUUUUAUGAAAGACUGUCCGAUGAGAAAGCGACAAAGACGUGACAACACUGAUGGAUUCUUCAGUGGACGUGAUGGAAACAGAGCCACCAAAGCCAUGAUGGACGGCAGCCCUUACAAGGAUGGCCGUUGGCGGCAGAGGGAGGAGAAAUGCUGUUUUCUGUGCGGCUCCAACACUCACAUUAAGAAGGACUGCCCGUUGUCCAAGUCUUUAGAAUCCUCACCAACCACAUACCAAAGAAGUCCUGCAUCAGAAAGGGACAAAGACAGUCCUCAACAGGACAGGAGAAAGAAGCGCAAAGCAAAGAGGAUGAUUUUGGGUCCUGAAGCAGGUAGUCUUGCCAACAGACAUGCGUCCUUAUCUGCAUCUAUGGAGAAUUGGAGCCCUUUCAAGUGAAAGCUCUGAAGUACAGGCUGAAGUGGGACGCUUUUAUGAUCUACAGCCUGAGUCCAGUAUUAUCCUGAACCCCAGUUAGAACACCUCGAUGAAUGUGCCUUUUAUAGGUGUCUAAUUUUUAGUUCUGUUUUUUCUAAUUGUGGAAGAACUUGAUGUUUCUCAUUUUAUCUGUUUUUAUUUUUUUAAAUUAAGAGUCCAGUUGAUUACCUUUGUAAUUGUAGCCCCAUUGUGUGUUUUGAAUUUGCUUGAAUAGUUUUAGUAGCAAAAAUCUUGUGUGUGAUCCAAGAAGCAUUUUAUUUUGUAUAAAAAAUGUACAUAAAGAAAUGUUGACUGGGGACUAUGUAUUUACAAUUAUGCUAAUAUUAAUGUAGGUUAAUUGUUGUGCUUUUCAGUUUGGCUGGGCUUGGUUUUAGUUGUUAUUCUUUAUUGUAUUUUGUUUUAUGGCAGUAUUGUAUAGUUUAUAGCAGUGUUUAGUUUUUGCUAAAUUAAUUGCAUAUGUUUCGAAGAAGGCUACAUUGCCUACCUUGCAUUUGCUGCAAUGCCAAUAAACAAAAUGAAUUCCCUCCAUAUUAGUAAUUCAACUCUGGUACUUUUUUUUUUUUUUUUUUUUUGAUGACAAUAAAUGGAUUUUGUCAUAA
Megalobrama amblycephala (Wuchang bream) is the source of this 4603-nucleotide messenger RNA. RefSeq names its product terminal uridylyl transferase 7 (gene tut7). Gene Ontology annotation, molecular function: nucleic acid binding; RNA uridylyltransferase activity; zinc ion binding. The transcript has 30 exons. NCBI's taxonomy places the organism in Eukaryota, Metazoa, Chordata, Actinopteri, Cypriniformes, Xenocyprididae. The record is from RefSeq and is a predicted model, not a curated record. Bases 324 to 3965 code for a protein of 1213 amino acids.